AUGGCGCCUAACAGCUUCUCCCUGUCGACGCGCAUCAGUCUUGCCAAUGGCUUGUCCAUCCCCCAGAUCCAUCUUGGAGUGUACCUGAUGUCAGGUCGAGAGGCUGGAGAUGCCGUCAAGCAUGCUCUCUCGGCAGGAUAUCGAGGCAUCGAUUCGGCUCAGAUGUACCGCAAUGAGCACGAGUGUGGCCAAGCUAUUCAGUCGUGGUUGAGUGACAAGCAUGCCAACGGUGGAGGCCUCUCACGGUCUGAUAUAUUCUUUACUUCCAAAUUGGCCAGCAAUUCGAGUUACAACGCCGCCCGCAAGUCCAUCAAAAAGUCCGUCGAAGCCUGCGGACUGGGCUAUAUUGAUCUCUUUCUCCUUCACAGCCCUUAUGGGGGCAAGUCGGCCAGACUAGCUUCCUGGAAAGCGGUCGAGGAUGCCAUCGACGAUGGCGAGAUCAAGAUUGGUGGCGUGUCUAACUUUGGCGUUAAGCAUCUCGAGGAGCUCAUUGCUUCGAAGCCUCGCGUCUUGCCUGCUGUCAACCAGAUAGAAGUCCAUCCUUUCAACACCCGCACCAAUAUUACCUCGUUCUGUCAGGAAAACGGCAUCCUGGUCGAAGCAUACGCACCCCUAGCCCGAGCACUGCGAAUGAAGCACCCAACCAUUGUCUCGCUGUCGAAAAAGUAUAACUGCACGCCGGCACAGUUGAUGGUUAGGUGGAGUCUACAAAAUGGAUUCAUUCCCCUACCUAAAAGCGUCUCGAAGGAGAGGAUAAAGUCCAACGGCAAAGUCAACUUUUUCGAGAUAGAGAAGGACGACAUGGAAACUCUGACAGGCCUGGAUGAGUAUCUGGUGACAGACUGGGAUCCCGUUGAUACCGACUGA
Molecule: messenger RNA, 867 nt
Organism: Cyphellophora europaea CBS 101466
Lineage: Eukaryota; Fungi; Ascomycota; Eurotiomycetes; Chaetothyriales; Cyphellophoraceae
Exons: 3
Coding region: 1-867 (288 amino acids)
Molecular function (GO): oxidoreductase activity
Source: RefSeq, a predicted model, not a curated record